Serinus canaria (Common canary) is the source of this 1760-nucleotide messenger RNA. RefSeq names its product tyrosine 3-monooxygenase/tryptophan 5-monooxygenase activation protein epsilon (gene YWHAE). The record is from RefSeq and is a predicted model, not a curated record. NCBI's taxonomy places the organism in Eukaryota, Metazoa, Chordata, Aves, Passeriformes, Fringillidae. Gene Ontology annotation, biological process: signal transduction. The transcript is spliced from 6 exons. Gene Ontology annotation, cellular component: cytoplasm. The coding region runs from base 132 to 899 and encodes 255 amino acids.
CGGAUGCAGCGGGAGGAGGCGCUGCCGCCAUAUUUGCCCGGAGAGCAGCGAGCUGGUAGCUGCAGAGCCCCCCGGACCCAUCGGCUGCCAUCCGCCCCGCGCAGUCCCCGCCGCCGCCCCGCCCGUAGGACAUGGACGAUCGGGAGGACCUCGUCUAUCAGGCCAAGUUGGCUGAGCAGGCUGAGCGCUACGAUGAAAUGGUUGAGUCAAUGAAGAAGGUGGCUGGAAUGGACGUGGAGUUGACAGUGGAAGAAAGAAACCUGCUUUCUGUCGCAUAUAAAAAUGUGAUUGGAGCCAGGAGAGCUUCCUGGAGAAUAAUCAGCAGCAUUGAACAGAAAGAAGAAAACAAAGGUGGAGAAGACAAAUUAAAAAUGAUUCGGGAAUAUCGGCAAAUGGUUGAGACUGAACUGAAGUUAAUCUGUUGUGACAUUCUGGAUGUACUGGACAAACACCUCAUUCCAGCAGCUAACACUGGCGAGUCCAAGGUUUUCUAUUACAAAAUGAAGGGGGACUACCAUAGGUAUCUGGCUGAGUUUGCCACAGGAAAUGACAGGAAGGAGGCUGCAGAGAACAGCUUGGUGGCUUACAAAGCUGCUAGUGAUAUUGCAAUGACAGAACUCCCACCAACACAUCCCAUCCGCUUAGGACUUGCGCUCAACUUCUCUGUAUUCUACUAUGAAAUUCUUAAUUCUCCUGAUCGUGCCUGCAGGUUGGCAAAAGCAGCUUUCGAUGAUGCUAUUGCAGAACUGGAUACACUGAGUGAAGAAAGCUAUAAGGACUCUACACUUAUCAUGCAGUUGUUACGUGAUAACCUGACACUAUGGACUUCAGACAUGCAGGGUGAUGGUGAAGAACAGAAUAAAGAAGCGUUGCAGGAUGUGGAAGAUGAAAACCAGUGAGACACAAAGGCCAACAAGAGAACCCAUCUCUGACCACCCUCCCCCUUCCCCACAAAAACCCUCAGUGUCACUCUGAGAACCACCAAAUCUGACUUUUACAUUGGGUCUCAGAAUUUAGGUUCCUGCCCUGUUGGGUUUCUUUAUUUUUAUUUUUUUUACACAGUUUAAAAGUUCUUAAAGGCAAGAGUGAAUUUCUGUGGAUUUUACUGGUGCCAGCUUUUAGGUUCUUUAAGACACUAACAGGACUGCGUAAAGGCUCUUUCAGCAUUACUGUAUUGUCUCUGCCAGCUGUGGUGACAUUGCCAUCAGACCUGGAUGUGACACCUGAAGGCCGUGUAGGGAGAGAUUGGUCCUGGCCAGGUAGUGCUCAUGUGGUGGCAUCUUUCUUUUUUUAUAACUGUUUAAACUGAAUUUUAUACCAAUGUUUCAACUUAAUUGGGUGUUUAGCUUGAAGUUGCAAGGUUGCAUUUGGGACAUUUAUUGUAGUGGUUUUACUGUAUAAAAACAAAAAGUUUCCAAACUGCUGAAAUGUUGCUGAAAAUCAUGGUGCUGGUAACAGUUCAACAAUCCGUGGCUGCUCAUUCUUGCCUGUUCUUUACUUUCCCUCCAAGCAGGUUAGCAUUGAAGGUGGCAUUGAUAAGCCUGCAUGCGUGUUCAAUAUUUUUUCUUUUCUCCCUCCCCUCUCCCCAUCUCCCUUCGCUCGCUCAACCUCUUUUGUUCAGUAUGUGUAACUUGAAGCUAAUUUGUACUACUGGAUAUCUGACUGGAGCCACAGAUACAGAAUCUGUAUUGUUCUUACUGAAACACAGCAUGGAAUUAACAUUAAACUUAAAUAAAACAAACCUAAAUUAAAAAUGCCAA